Messenger RNA from Galeopterus variegatus (Sunda flying lemur), 414 nucleotides. RefSeq names its product junctophilin-3-like. Lineage: Eukaryota; Metazoa; Chordata; Mammalia; Dermoptera; Cynocephalidae. The record is from RefSeq and is a predicted model, not a curated record. The transcript has a single exon. The annotation marks the transcript as partial. Gene Ontology annotation, biological process: regulation of synaptic plasticity. Gene Ontology annotation, cellular component: plasma membrane; junctional membrane complex; endoplasmic reticulum membrane.
CGCUUGCGGGAUUUGCAAACCGAGUUACAUGCAUGUCCAGUGGGGGUAGGUUUAAUUUUGACGAUGGAGGGUCCUACUGCGGAGGCUGGGAGGACGGCAAGGCGCACGGCCAUGGCGUCUGCACCGGCCCCAAGGGCCAGGGCGAAUACACCGGCUCGUGGAGCCACGGCUUCGAGGUGCUGGGCGUCUACACCUGGCCCAGCGGCAACACGUACCAGGGCACCUGGGCGCAGGGCAAGCGCCACGGCAUCGGCCUGGAGAAGAAGGGGAAGUGGGUGUACAAGGGCGAGUGGACGCACGGAUUCAAGGGGCGCUACGGGGUGCGGGAGUGCACGGGCAACGGGGCCAAGUACGAAGGGACCUGGAGCAACGGGUUGCAGGACGGCUACGGCACGGAGACCUACUCGGAUGGAG